UCACCCUGGAGAAAAUCCAGCAGAGGUGGUCAGCCAUGCACCAGUCCUACUCCCCCAGCAGGAAGGUCCAUAUCCUGCUCAAGGUCUGCAAGACCAUCUACCACAGCAUGAUGGCCAAUGCCAACCCAGGUGUGGUGUAUGGGGCUGAUGACUUCCUGCCCUGUCUGACCUGGGUGCUUCUGCGUGGUGAUGUGGUCACUCUGCAGCUGGACACUGACUACAUGAUGGAGCUACUGGACCCCACACAGCUGCAGGGAGAGGGAGGUUACUACUUGACGUCCCUGUACGCCUCUCUCUUCUACAUCAGCAGCUUCCGCCCUCGUCUCGCCACGCGCCAGCUUACCACCGAGGCCCAGCCUCGUCUCACCACGCGCCAGCUUACCACCGAGGCCCAACAAUCCCUGAGCCAAUGGCAUCGCAGGCGCACGGUGCACUGCAACCAAUCACGACGCAGCACGAAGCGGAGGACCCUCCGGGGACCUGGGCAUGGCGAGAAGGGCAAGGAAAACUCCAGUGACACAGAGCCGGAAACUGGCACAGUUUAACUGAUGACCCACCGGCGCCCUCUAGUGUUGUGGCAAAGGCACUGCACAUAAUCUCAGAGGUUGUGGUAGCGGUGAGGGAGGAGGAGGGCAGCAGAGUGGAGGGUCAAGGACCCCCAGCUGCACAACUCCAGGCCUCACCUCGGAAGGGGAGACAGGACUCAGGUUAGUCUCCGCAGCGUCCAUGAGGACCACAGAUGCUAACCUCCACAGCGUGGCCUUCGCUCCAGAUCAAAACUCCAAACCUACAACCUAAUUUUGGCCAAAAUUAACCAGAUAGAUUACUGCUGCCAAGGUUUCCUGUUUCCAAGCUAUACAGAGGGUGCUCUAGCAAACAAACAGCAGAGACCUGAGGACACCAUCCAACCUGGAACUGAGUGAGUAGUGUUUGGUCUGAUGCU
This is a messenger RNA of Salvelinus sp. IW2-2015, 943 nucleotides long. NCBI's taxonomy places the organism in Eukaryota, Metazoa, Chordata, Actinopteri, Salmoniformes, Salmonidae. The record is from RefSeq and is a predicted model, not a curated record.